AACGACGACGACGACGACGAGGUCGUCGUCGCGGCCGCCGGCGCCGGUCGCACGACGGUCGCCCUCGCGACCACCAGCAACUCGAUCGCCGCUGCCUCGUCGUCGACGACGACGACGACGAGCCGUCGUCGUCCGUCCCCAUCCGUGUCCCGGUCGUCCUACCUCUCGCUCAACUCCACGACCGCCACCGCCGUCUACGCGACGACGACGGCCACCCGCGACAAGGGAUCGACAGCAGCAGCAGCAGCAGCAGCAUCGUUAGACGUGGAAGGGAGAAACAACGGUGAGGGCGAGCCGCGCGUCUCCUUCCCGUGGUGUGUCAUGGGGUGUUUCGGCAGCCAGAGCAGCAAGCAGAGCCAGGAUGAAAGCAAAAAUCAGAAGAGACGCUCCGACGCCAUCACCAGGCAGCUGCAGAAGGACAAACAGGUCUACCGUGCUACCCACAGGCUACUCCUGCUCGGAGCGGGAGAGUCUGGCAAGAGCACGAUCGUCAAACAGAUGAGGAUACUGCACGUCAAUGGUUUCAGCGAGGCGGAGAAGCGGCAGAAGAUCGAGGAUAUCAAGAAGAAUAUUAGGGACGCCAUUUUGACGAUAACCAGUGCGAUGAGUACGUUAACACCGCCCGUUGCGCUAGGUGAUCCGUCGAACCAGAGCAGAAUGGACUAUGUCCUGGAAGUCUCGUCUUCCCCAGACUUCGAUUAUCCUCCGGAAUUCUACGAAAUCGUCGAAACACUUUGGAAAGAUCGAGGAGUUCAGCAGAGCUUCGAGAGGAGUAACGAGUAUCAACUCAUCGACUGCGCCAAAUAUUUUCUAGAUAAGGUAGCCAUCGUAAAACAGCCGGAUUACACGCCCACGGAGCAGGACAUCCUCAGGUGUCGAGUCCUCACGUCCGGCAUUUUUGAGACGCGGUUUCAGGUCGACAAAGUAAACUUUCAUAUGUUCGACGUCGGUGGCCAGCGUGAUGAAAGAAGAAAAUGGAUACAGUGUUUCAACGACGUUACGGCGAUCAUAUUCGUCACGGCGUGUAGUAGUUACAAUAUGGUACUCAGGGAAGACCCUACGAAAUUGAGACUUAGGGAAAGUCUCGAUCUCUUCAAAAGUAUCUGGAACAAUCGGUGGCUCCGCACGAUCUCGGUGAUCCUGUUUCUAAACAAGCAGGAUCUAUUAGCGGAAAAGAUCAAGGCGGGCAAGCACAAAUUGGAGGAUUACUUCCCGGAAUUCGCGCGCUAUCAGACACCGGUCGAGCCUGGGAUGGCUACGGAACCCGCGGAAAUACCUGACGUCAUAAGGGCCAAGUACUUUAUCAGAGACGAGUUUCUCCGCAUAAGUACGGCGAGCGGCGACGGCAAGCACUACUGUUACCCGCACUUCACGUGCGCCGUCGACACGGAGAACAUCAAAAGAGUAUUCAACGAUUGCCGGGACAUCAUCCAGCGGAUGCACCUACGCCAGUACGAGCUCUUGUGACUUCGUUUCCGCGGACAACUCCUGUCAUCAUUCGUUAACCCGACGCUCGUCACGCUCGUGCUGUAAACCUUGAAUCACUGCAGCCACUGUGACUCGAAUGACCGAGCGAACGAACGAGCUGUGCUGUGAACUGAUGGCCGCGCAGAACUCGUCAAGAGUUCCACGUACCAUACCUGGACGUAUUCAGGUAACGCGUAGGGCUUCCUCGCCUCCGGUCUAGAACCGGAAAGCCAUAGGCCCUCCCCCCGAGGAACCGAAUCGCGUCCGUCGAGAGCGCGUCAGCGGGGACUCUGAAGAGUGACUCUGCGCACGAAUCGAUCGCGCUUCUUCUUUUUCUCUUCGACGAGAUUCAGAGUCGGUAUGACGGCGAUACAUCCCCCCGCGAACAACUCUCCGCUGCGUGAAAUCUGUCUGUUCCUUCUCGCGCAGAGUAAAUCCGCGGCGAGCCAAGCGAGUGAGCGAGAGAUGACCAUCGUUCGUCGACACGUCGGCCCCGCAGCGUAUCCUAGUAGUUUGUUCGUGAAUUGCAGCUGAAACAAAAAUGAGCGGUUCCUGCAAACGGAUGUAUUCUCGAUCACUCGACUCUCUUUUGAGUUUGAUGAAAGAGUGUGCUGAACACUUGUCGUCGUUGUCAUCGUCGUCAGACAAUGUAACUCUGUUGCGCGUCGUUCAAUUCACGCGUGCGUUACCUCGUUAAUUUUAUUUCUCUCGCACGUGAAUUCCGCCGAUCGUGGCGGAACGCGCGAAGCGUUCCUGUCAUAAGCGUGGGCCAACGUCGUCGUCGGAUGUGAUUCAAAGGACGAUCCUCCUCGUUCAACGCACUCUUGACUCGCGAAUCUAUCGUUCAGAUUAGAGUUAAGGAUAUGUUUCCUAAGACUUAGGCGAACCUCUCCGGUAAAAGAAAAUGAAAAAAGAAACGACUUUUAUCUCAUUUUUCCUCCUGUUCUCCUUUAAUCGUUUCCAAAUCUCCGCUAUACUUUUGCUCCCUUCUCUCCCCUUCCCCUCCCUUACCCUCUUCCCCUCCGUACAUCACGCUUAGAAUCUCCGCGUCUCUCGUUUCCUUCGUUUUCUUUCGUUGAGCUUUCGACUUCCGAAUCUCAAUUCUUUUUAUUGUUAUAUUGGCCCGCGACCUAUAGGAGUCUCAGCCGCGCCCUUUUUACGAGAAGAGUAUUUUGUGAGAUUUUACAGUAUUUCGAAGAGCGUUUUAAUUAUAUAACUAUGUAUCGAGUAUAUGUACAGGGUGACCGUCCACGGAUUCUCAUCGUUUUAACGUACGUUUCUUACGAUUGAGAUCUCUCACGGAUAUAUGGAGUUCCCCUUUUUUUUUCACCGAGUUAUAUAUGUAUACCGUAAAUCGAGUUACUUUUUUUUUAAUUUCUCUGUACUUAGGCACGCGCGCUACCCCUCCGCAGUAGCAAUCGUCUCUGUAUGCCCUAGCCCACGUAAGAAAUGUGCCACGUUCAAGUUCUCCGUUACUACGCACGCAAGUAUAAUUUCGCGAUACGUUGCACGCGCGUACGGCGCGGCGUUCUGGUACACUUUCGUGUAAGAGUGAUCAUUUUUUCUUUCGCUCUUGGGAUUUGCAUCUCGCUUUCAGAGAAAUCGUCGCGCUUCUUGCCGGAUAAUGUGUACAAAUUUUUACGCCACAGAUUCAACGGUUCGAUCCCGGAACGAGACGAUGCGUGAAUAGAUCCCGUCGCUCGCACAUCUGUUGCUCUAUGCUUGCAUCGCAUCUUCCGACUUGUCGUCGCUACUUGAAUGCCCCACGUGUGUGGUGAGCCAUCCGCCAUCUUUCCUUAGAUCUUCAUUACACUUUAGUCGAAAACGACAACGAAAUGCUUGCGCGCUAAUGACGUAUAUACAUAGAUCAAGCCAUGAUUUAAAGACAACUAAUUAGCAACUAAUUCCAGGUCAUUUUUCUAUCGAAAUACCGAAAUCAAAUAUUUUUCCGCUACAAUAUUUAACGAUAAAUAAUUACAAAUUUAUAAUUGUAUAUAAUAAUUUUAUAAAAUAAAGAUACACUAUAUAUACAUAUAUUUUUGGUGAGAGAUAUGUACUAAGUCUGAAAAUUUGGCAUGCAUCAAGUGAAGAUUGGCCGCAGUCGUCUUAAUGAGGAGAAAUAACAUAACGCAUAAUAAUUAGUAUUAACGAGUAAGCAUGGAUAAUAACGUAUUGGAAGGAAAAGCAAGAUUUCAACGGACGAGUUCCGCAUAUUUACAUUGUCAAUUACCGACUUCAGUCUUGCUCUAGAAGAGCCGGGAAAUCCUUGAUCUAUGUGCGUAUAUCAUUGUGUGCUCGCGUAUCGAGUUGUCUAAAAGAUCUAUGCGUGUGCGUAUACGAUAUAACGUCUCGCCAGUACAUUAUCCAUAUGUACAUACACAUCAUCGUACGUUUCGUAGUCUCUUACAAGAUUCCGUGUCGAAACAGAAGAGAAUUCCGUAAAAUUAUGCACAGCACGCUCGCAAACACACUUUCAUACUUUACACGCGUUAUUCGGUUAAUCUUUUAGCUGGAUACGUUAAUACAAGAAUUUGCAAGAAAAUCGAAGACCGUUCACCGUAAAAAAAUUUCAAUUUGAAUCGAUUAGAGUUUCUCUCGCGAUUAAAUCAUGCUGUAACUAUUUCACAGCGACUAAUAUGGUUACGACAAAUCUGGACCAUUCUGCUCAAAAUUGAAAUGCAUCUCUGCUCCUCGUUUCCAGUAGUCCGAAUGAAUCUUUUUAUUUUUGCAUAUUAUGAGAAAAAGUUGAUAUGCCGAUUAUUCAUUCAUCGAUUAUAAAUGUGAAUUAAUCAAAUCAAAGGGAGUGAAAUAAGAGUUAAGAGGCAUGAAAUGUACGAGAUUCCGAGGAUUUUAUGCAACACACUGUAAUACACUCGAUUGUUACACUCUUUUGCCUUUCUUUAUUAAUCAAUCGUGUAUAUUGUUAUAGUUCAAUCUUUUUGUCGCACAAUUGAAACGAUCGCGUUUCAGUUUAUCUUAUAAGAUUGUUUUUUAGGACUUCAGAAAUUUUGAUUAAUUCUUUUUUUUACUAUAAAUACCUACGCAAAUUUAAUUUUUUCUUUGUGUCGGAAACACUAGCAUUUUGUCCGCUCGACCUACUAAAUUAAUAUCUCGCGCGCGACUCUUACACUUUUCACCGUUUUAACUCGACGAGAACAUAGGAAUCUCGGGGCAUUACAUAACAGGUAUCCUCUACACGCCGACGUGUCUACAACUACUACGUAAUUGUAACUUUAUACAAUAUCGAUGUACAUGUACGAAUACGUGAAGUAUGGUAUCGAAAAAUAAACGACCGUAAAUGUUGCGAAGCAAAAUUUUUCUCUGCUCUUUGCGUCAUGUCUUCUUCUUUUACUUCAUUUACUUAACGGAGCAAAGAAUUAUGGAAUUAAAUUCAAAGAAUUUUAGCAUGUCUUUAUAGAAAAAAAAAUAACGGGAAAAUAAAAAUCACCGGUUCGGCGAAGAAAUUGGAUAAACCGGUCGUCUGAAUAUGUACAUUUGCAUCUGUCGUUCUAAUAUAUGUAUAAGUACAGACAAAGCAUAGUUUAUAAUAUAAAUAAGUUCGUAAAACGUUAUUUUUAUUACGACUGAUAAGAAGAGGGAGAGAGAGAGAGAGAGAGAAAUCGAAAAAAUAGAGAAUCUCUUCGCGAUUAUUAUCUAUCGAACUUUCGUGAAACUUUAAUAUUUACAUCCGGCACAAAGUCAGAUGCAGGCGAAUAUAACGAGUAAUUAUUAUAAUAUUCUCAUGCCUGUAUUUCUUUCCUUUCUCCUUUUUUCCUGUUUUUUUUUCCACAAUAGAAAAGAAGAAAUCGCAGGUACGCUGUUCCAUUUUCUGACUUCGACAGGUUUAGAUAGUGACGUCGAAUGGAAAUUAGCGCGAGCGGAAGAUAAAUCGAACCCACGUACAUAAUGACGAAUUUCUAUUGUCCAUGCUACUGACCAUGCGACAGUACGUACGUAUGUGCGUUUUGCGUGUAUGAUUGUAUGCAUGACACGCAAGGACAAUGUCGCUAUUAUUUCACAGAGGCCAUGAAAAAGAAGGAAUUCACGAGUGUGUAAUAUGUAGUUUCUAUGUGUGCGUGCGAGGUAUACGUUAAAACGAGAUGGACGAUGCGAUGUGCCGAAUAAAUAGCUGAUUUACGUGGCUGCGAAUAUAUAGGAGAGACCGGCGCUCAUUGGCACAAGAGGCAAGUUGAUAUCGCGUUCCGUUUGUGUAUUUAAAAAAGAAAUAAUAAAAAGUUAAUGCAAAAUAUUAUUUUGUACGACAUAAGUACUAUCUUCAAAAUUUUACUUAAAUCAAACAAGUAUAAUAUACAAAAAGGAAAAAUCUGAUUCAAGAAGAUAUGAAUAUUAGAUUUCAAAAUUUCAUAUUAAUGUCCUAUUCUUUCAUGCUUGAAAGAAUAAAUCUAAGUAAUAUAUUAUAAGUUAAAAGAAAAGUUUUUGUUUUACAUACGAUAUGUUAUUAAAAAUUAAAAUGUCAAAUAUAUGUAGGGACGAGAUAUGUUAAAGACUAGCUCAGCUCGCGCAGAUGAGAAAUGUAUUCAACUUAAUUACGAUUUAACUCGGACGAAACUAUAUGCCUCGGUCUCUCUUAUAAGGCAACGUUAUUUACAUAUGUUACCUAUAUAGACGCCAAGAUCGCACAAGUUUUCUUUUAUCGUACGUAAAAAGACGCGCAUGCAUAUACCGUAUGCGUAAUAUAUCAUAAUUUGCACAGAUUUAUUAUUAUUUGUAAAUACUAUACAAUGUCACAGAGUCGAUGUUAUCGAGAGAAAGCGAGACGUUAUGAUUUCGGCGGACCCGUUCAAAAUUGCGAGUCUCGUAAUUUGGAUCAUAAAUGAGCGACAGCGACGGAGAAAGCCGCGUCGAAUUGAUGAAAAUCGCUGUUACCUGUUGAUGAUCGGGCGCGAGAUAUACAUACACGUGUCUCGCGCUGAUCGGGAAUGUGACUUUAGCCAAUAAUGAGCGACAUAUAAGAGAGGAAUGCGAUGUUACGCGAUACAAACGCUAGUCGUUGAUAAAAAGGAGAAGGAAUGCAGUACGUUGUCCGCGAGGCGCAUUAUUGUUUCAUCUUUAGCAAUAUUCUUUGUGGACCACGUCACCGAUUAUGUAGCCUUAAAUAGCGAAAGUGAAAGUAGACAUGCGGAAUUGGAAUUAGUAUAAGGAACUAUAAUUACUACUGCAGUAACCAUCCGUAUCAGAACUUUGUGGUCGACAACUCAAUUGUACUAACCCGGCUAGCACCAAUUUUGAUUCAGUCUAUUCUCUUCUUAUGUAGACAAGAAAAAGAGCUAAAAGAGAGAUGACAUGAAGUCUAAAAGAAGGAAAAUGUUUAAAAUAUUAGAUUAAAAAUGUUUUUUUCUUUUCAAAAAAUUUUAUUAACGUGAAUGAUCUUUAAUCCAAGUUGGAUGCUGUCACGAUUGAGAUUAGAUCACGAACGAUUCAUGAUCGUUGCGUUCACAGAUAGCACAGAGAGUUCAAAAAGAACUCAAUUGUAUGUCAUCAAUUAUGAAUUCUUUUUGCAUCUCAAAAAGAAUUUAUAAUUGGUGACAUACAAUUGAGUUCUUUUUGAACUCUGUGAUAUCUGGGUUGUUAUUCAAUAAACAAUCUUCUCACAUUAUCAAAUCUUACUAGAAGCGAAUAGUAUCGUUGUAACAUUAAUUAUUAUUGUCAUCAUAAUGGGCGACUAUCGCGACGAGUCAUUGUUGGGAGCUGAUCUACUAAAAGUAGCAGCUUGAACGGGUCCCUUAUAACACUAGUGAGAUUUGCAGAUUCGGGUCGAAAAUUAUGCACAAAGUCUCGAAAGUUUAUUCAAUGAGCGUAAUAAAAUCACGAUCAAUGUCCAUAUGGCACGAGCGCGACUUUGCUUUUAUAAGAGAUUUAUCAUGGAAUUUUAUAUUCUAAUUUUUAUAUAUAAUGGCAUGUUUUAAUCUUGAGAAAGAGAGAGGGAGGGAGGGAGAGAGAGAGAGGGAGGGAGGGAGAGAGAGAGAGAGAGAGAGAGAGAGAGAGAGAGAGAGAGAGAGAGAGAGAGAGAGAGAGAGAGAGAGAGAGAGAGAGUUUCUUUGCGAUUUUUGAGGAAGAAAACCAAAAAUCUAAUUUUAUGGCAAAUACUAGUGCGGCAAAUACUUUCACUCUGUCGAGAUUGUUAAAGGCGAAUGCAUAAGAAUAUAUGUAAAAUUGUAUAGAGCACGCGCUUGCGAUUCCACGUUACCAUUAUCACGAAUAAAUCGUAUCCGACUCUUAGUUUUAAACAGUGAGCUGCGGAAUAGAAUGUCAGAUAUACUUUCUUCUUGGAUGAUUUCAUCGAUGGAAUCAGAAACAGAGAUUGUAUAUUCGGCGUGUUAUCAUUUAGUCCGAUAUGUGAUGUAUAUACAUAUAUAUAUAAAUAUAUAUUCGUUAUAUUUAUUAAAAUUUUAAAAAAUAUUGAAAGCAACGCAUGCAUAUAUAAAUAUAUAUAGAGAAGGAGAAAGAGAGAGAGAGAGAGAGAGAGAAAACUUGGCAGCUAACUGAAAUAUAUGGAACGAGCGAACGUUUCCACGAAAGAUGCAAAUUUAUUUCAGUUCGAAUCGAUAUCUCGAUGAAAUCGUCCAAAUGUGGCAUAAUCUUUUGGAACUGGGCCAGUGCACUAUCUUAUUGCUCUUCCAUUCACGGAGAGGAAAAGAAAUAUUCCAUUGUCUUGUAUCUAUAUCAUGGUUCCACCAUGGUUCCAUAGUGGAUCGUGCCUUUCUAUAGUUUUUCUCACACAAGUCGUUUCAUUGAUUCCUUCAUCAUUUGUCGGAAAAUUUAAAUUCUUUCCUAGGUAAAUUGGAAACGCGGAACGAUCUUGCAUAUUCCGUACUUUCACCGCUAUAAAAUUAAUUUUUAACGUCAAGUCGAUAAAAUUAAUCUCUAUAGAGAUAUGUAAAGUAAAACGGAAUAAUACGCAUGUAGUAUUUUUUUUUUUCUUAAACUUAUUCCUCUGUUGCAUGUAUUUAUGCGUUCUUGUUAAAUAAUUUUUUAAAUGUGAGAUUGUUCCGCCGUUUUAGAAAAAAUUGAGAAGCGAGAGAAAGAAGCUACUUGUGCCUCGAGCGCGUUAUCUAUUCUAGAAAUUAAGUAAUUAAUCGAAAUGGUGUCAUUUCUAAGGAUAAUAUGUAUGGUGAACAAUUGUCAGUGCUAUUUGGAAUUUGACUUUUUCUAGUCUUCGAUAGCGGUUCGCUGGGCUCCACAUUUUUAUAAAGCGUAAAGUAUCGCCGUUAAAUAUACAUCAUCGCGCGUUUAAUGGUAUAUAUUAUAAGAGAGAUAUUAUAUAUGGAGAGAAAGAAUAUGUGAGUGUGCAUGAGAGAGAUAGAGAGAUGAGAUUUAUUGACCUUACCCACAAAAAAGAAAAUAUAUCCAGUAAAUUAUAAGACGCAAGUAAAGAAUCAUGAUCGGAAGAUUGACGAAUGAAACGUCGUUCCGUAAAGAUAAUCACUUUUAAUCCAAAUCAUUAUAAGGAAAACGACGGAUCACAUAAUUAUCAUUGUACGUAAAUGUAUAAAAGUAGGAAACGCGAAAGAAAAGAAACCAAAAAAAAGGAAAAUUAACUCGUCAAUAAUUAUGUCCCUUCGUUUUCUCUCGUAUCAUUAAAUUAUUCGUUAUUGCGUGUCUCUUAGAAAGAUGUCUAGCUGAAGACUUAAAGGUGGAUUACUAUUAUUAUUACUAUUGGUGAGAGUGAGUGCAUGAGAGAGAGAGGAGGGGGAGGGGCGAAAGCAUGAAAGAAGGUAUCUAUGGCGUUUAAUAAGUGCUAUACUAAUUAAGGAGCGACUGAGUCGAGACAAGUCUAGUAAGAGCAAACGUAAUCUGACUGGCAAACUCGUGAAAUUUGUUAGGAAAUCAAAUUCAUAUUGUUCGUGCCACGAUUUCCAUCAACUUUGUUUGUAUUCUGGCCAGUGUAGCUUAUAAUUCCGCCAGAAGAAAUUAUAUUGAUAUGUAAAGAGAAAAAGGAGGGAAGAGCGAAAUGAGGUGAAUCAAGUGUAGUACCUCGCGUACAGUGCAAUUAAUACAGAUGAAAAAAAAAAUAUAUAUAUGCUGCCGUGUAAAAGUACGCAAACGAUCAAACACAUAUGGUUAAAGGCACUUAGCGUGCGUGUAUAUCGUUAUAUAUCUGAUGGUGCCAUUCGAAUGCGAAUCGUGGAACGAACACAAGUAGAAUAUAAAAUAAACAUAUAUGUAUAUAUAUAUGUGUGUGUGUGUGUGUGUGUGUGUGUGCGUGUGUGUGUGUGUAUAUGUUUAUUUAUAUAUACAAAUAUAUUAUAUAAAUAUAUAUGCAAUUCACAUUAAAUCAAUCGCGCAAUUCGAAUGGUAUGCGUUGCGUGUAUUUUAAACAGUGUAUAUGGGACUACGUGCAUGAUUGUGUUAAUCGUGUUACUAGAUUACGAGGAAAAUAUUUCAUUCUCAUUCUGUGAUGACUGCUGAAUAUUAGAGAAGUGGGAGAAGAAAUGUUUAAAUGAAGCCUUUUAAGGCUAAUGGAUUAAUAAAUUGAUUUAGCGAAUAAAGAUUUAAUUAACAUUCGUUGUAACUAAUCGCGCAAAAGAAAAAGAAAGAGGAAAAAGAGAUGUGCAUCUUUAUAGACGUAAAGACGUGCAUGUCUCUCGUUCGUUACGUGUGCAAAAAAAGACACAAUAAAUAUGUCACAUGCAAGCCAUAGGACUUUAACAUGUUAAAAUCGGUAAAAAUCAAGAAAAAACUGAAAAUACACGCUGUAUCCAAGUUGCGGCGAGAAGAGAACAGUAUGAUUUGUAUACUGUAUAACUUUAGUCGUUUACUAUUGCUUUCGAGAAUAUAUAAAAGUUAUGUGUAUAAA
Monomorium pharaonis (pharaoh ant) is the source of this 10285-nucleotide messenger RNA. It is a transcript of the gene Galphas, whose product is annotated as guanine nucleotide-binding protein G(s) subunit alpha. The record is from RefSeq and is a predicted model, not a curated record. Gene Ontology annotation, cellular component: heterotrimeric G-protein complex. The transcript is spliced from 10 exons. Bases 322 to 1467 code for a protein of 381 amino acids. NCBI's taxonomy places the organism in Eukaryota, Metazoa, Arthropoda, Insecta, Hymenoptera, Formicidae. Gene Ontology annotation, molecular function: GTPase activity; G-protein beta/gamma-subunit complex binding; GTP binding. Gene Ontology annotation, biological process: sensory perception of chemical stimulus; adenylate cyclase-activating dopamine receptor signaling pathway.